AUGUCUUUGACAGACCUCAUCACCGUAAUCGCUCCUGACAAAGAUGACGACCCCGAGGACAUCUUCGCGGCCGCGCCAGGCCUCAUCUUCACGGAUGACCUGCGCAACAUGCACGGCGACGACGCCAGCACCCUUGUGUACAAGAGCAGGAAAUUUGGGAAUAUAGAACUCAAGACGGCGGAUCCUGAAAAAGAGAAUGAUAGGAGGCUGUUUGCGCAUUAUCUGUGGAAUGCGGGGAUCAAGAUGGCCGAAUUGAUCAGCGAGGAGGACUCUGGGUGGAGCGUGAAUGGCGAGAGGGUCCUGGAAUUGGGCGCAGGAGUCGGUUUGGACGGGAUAGUCGCAACGCUGGCUGGAGCGCGGGAAGUGUUCAUCACAGACUAUCCGUCUGAUGUAUUACUUGAGAACAUACGGCGAAACGUGAAGAAGGCGAUACCGGACGACCUAAGGAGCAAGUAUCAUAUUCAAGGCUACGAAUGGGGAGACGUCACCUCUCCCUUCGCCCAUGCGAACGAGCACUCCUUCACACGCAUUCUCGCCGCCGAUUGCUAUUGGAUGCCGCACGAGCACGAGAACCUCGUCAAGUCGAUGCUGCAUAUGCUCAGUCUUGAGCCCAGCGCCAGGAUCUUCUCGAUUGCAGGCUUCCAUACCGGUCGGGCGAAACUCGCGCUCUUCUUCCAGGAGGCUGUGUCUCAGGGAUUGGGUGUUGAGAGUAUCUAUGAAGAGGAUGCAGAGGGGAAUAGGAGGGAAUGGAUGGAAGAGAGAGACGGUGGGACGGAGAACGUGACGGAGCGCAAGAGGUGGCUUGUCAUUGCUAUUCUGAAGCGGCGGCUACCUUCAUGA
Molecule: messenger RNA, 840 nt
Organism: Zasmidium cellare ATCC 36951
Lineage: Eukaryota; Fungi; Ascomycota; Dothideomycetes; Mycosphaerellales; Mycosphaerellaceae
Exons: 3
Coding region: 1-840 (279 amino acids)
Biological process (GO): peptidyl-lysine dimethylation
Molecular function (GO): protein-lysine N-methyltransferase activity
Source: RefSeq, a predicted model, not a curated record